This is a messenger RNA of Loxodonta africana (African savanna elephant), 2842 nucleotides long. RefSeq names its product kelch like family member 28 (gene KLHL28). Gene Ontology annotation, molecular function: protein binding. The record is from RefSeq and is a predicted model, not a curated record. The transcript has 5 exons. NCBI's taxonomy places the organism in Eukaryota, Metazoa, Chordata, Mammalia, Proboscidea, Elephantidae. Bases 855 to 2618 code for a protein of 587 amino acids.
UCCUUUUGUUGUCCUCCUGCGGCGCAGGCGUGGCAGAGUUUUGCCAGGAGUGCCGGUGGAGCUAGAGUAAGAGGUAAAGGGAUGAACGGGAGCAAACAGGGAGAGAGGCGACAUCUUUUUGGUGCGGUGCUCGUUACCUUGUGAACGCGUUCUCUGGAACCCGGACUAAGUGCGGUCCUUUCCCCCUGCCGUCCCCUUAUCGGGACAUAGGUCCGGACCAAGGCCAAGUUCGUAGCUUGCGUACUGUUUGUCAAAUCCAGAUACGUUGGGCCGUUACUCUGCCCCUUCCCACCCCCAUCCUGCUUCCCUUACUCUAGGGCUUUGGAGGGUGAAUGGUUUUCUGUCACUUUUUCCCCUUCUACCACUUCAAGUUGUUUUUGAAACGUAAAUAGUGUGGAAAAAAGAAAAAAAACUAUUUUUCCUAUAGCUAACCGCCUCUCUCUUUUAUGUUCUCAGUCUUCUUGCCAAUGCAGUUACUCUGUGAGGCUGGCCCCUUGCCGCGUACCCCUCCCUCGUUCCCUCCGCCGUGCCAGCCUCCCUGCAGGAUCCUUGCGCGUCUUUCCAGCCUUUCAGUCUCCUGGAGACGGAGAUUGCAAGGGCACUUUCAGUUGCGGAUGAAGUUCUUGGCAUCAUGGUCCGCAGAGAAUUCUGCCCUAUGGAUUUAGGGCUGAUGGUAGCCAUUUCUUUGUUUUCUUUCGUGUAUGAAACUGAAACGCUGGAGUGUCUGCUGUGAAGCUGAGUUCUUUGGAGUGUGGAAGAGAGUUUUUGUUUUUGUUUUUUUUGCAGGAAUAACAUAAUUACUUUUGAAUGACACAGUGGAAAAAGUUCGAGUUAUCAUUUGAAGUACAAAAUUUAUGCGCUUUGGGUGCAAGUGUUCCUACCCUGCUCUGUACCAGAUGAUGGACCACACAUCCCCGACCUACAUGCUUGCUAACUUAACCCACUUACAUUCUGAGCAACUUCUACAGGGCUUGAAUCUUCUUCGUCAACAUCAUGAACUCUGUGACAUCAUUCUUCGAGUAGGUGAUGUUAAAAUUUAUGCUCACAAAGUGGUACUUGCCAGCAUCAGCCCAUAUUUCAAAGCCAUGUUCACUGGAAACCUUUCUGAAAAAGAGAACAGUGAAGUUGAGUUUCAGUGCAUUGAUGAAACUGCUCUCCAGGCCAUUGUGGAAUAUGCCUAUACAGGGACUGUCUUUAUUUCUCAGGACACAGUUGAAUCUCUCCUUCCAGCAGCAAACCUACUCCAGAUAAAACUUGUCCUGAAAGAAUGUUGUGCAUUUCUUGAAAGCCAACUUGAUCCUGGUAACUGUAUUGGAAUUUCUCGUUUUGCAGAGACGUAUGGUUGUCAUGACCUUUAUUUGGCAGCCACUAAGUACAUAUGCCAGAAUUUUGAAGCUGUUUGCCAGACUGAAGAGUUUUUUGAGCUAACCCAUGCUGAUUUGGAUGAAAUUGUUUCCAAUGACUGUUUGAAUGUAGCUACCGAAGAGACUGUUUUUUAUGCACUAGAGUCUUGGAUUAAGUAUGAUGUACAAGAACGCCAGAAAUACUUAGCACAGCUACUUAACAGUGUGCGAUUACCAUUGCUGAGUGUUAAAUUUCUCACUAGACUAUAUGAAGCAAAUCAUCUUAUUCGUGAUGAUCGUACCUGUAAACAUCUUUUGAAUGAAGCCCUAAAAUACCACUUUAUGCCUGAACAUAGACUCUCUCAUCAGACAGUCUUGAUGACACGACCUCGCUGUGCUCCCAAAGUACUUUGUGCAGCAGGAGGAAAAUCUGGACUGUUUACGUGUUUGGAUAGUGUGGAGAUGUAUUUUCCUCAAAAUGACUCUUGGAUUGGUUUGGCGCCCCUAAACAUUCCUCGCCAUGAAUUUGGAAUUUGUGUUUUAGACCAAAAAGUGUAUGUUAUAGGUGGUAUUGAAACUAAUGUUUUGCGUCCUGGCAUCACUAUCAGAAAACAUGAAAAUUCAGUAGAAUGCUGGAAUCCUGAUACAAAUACCUGGACUUCUUUAGAGAGAAUGAAUGAGAGCCGAAGUACUCUUGGAGUGGUAGUACUUGCAGGAGAACUUUAUGCUUUAGGUGGUUAUGAUGGACAAUCUUAUUUACAAUCUGUAGAGAAGUAUAUUCCCAAAAUAAGAAAAUGGCAACCUGUGGCACCGAUGACUACAACAAGAAGUUGUUUUGCAGCAGCUGUAUUGGAUGGAAUGAUAUAUGCUAUUGGUGGGUAUGGUCCUGCCCACAUGAACAGUGUGGAGCGUUAUGAUCCAAGUAAGGACUCCUGGGAGAUGGUUGCAUCCAUGGCAGAUAAAAGGAUUCACUUUGGCGUGGGUGUCAUGCUAGGCUUUAUUUUUGUGGUGGGUGGACAUAAUGGCGUCUCGCAUCUGUCAAGCAUUGAAAGAUAUGACCCUCAUCAAAAUCAGUGGACUGUGUGUAGACCGAUGAAAGAACCCAGAACAGGAGUUGGUGCUGCAGUAAUUGAUAACUACCUUUAUGUCGUCGGUGGUCACUCCGGGUCAUCCUAUCUCAACACCGUGCAGAAAUAUGACCCUAUCUCAGAUGUAUGGCUGGAUUCAGCUGGCAUGAUAUACUGUCGCUGUAACUUUGGAUUGACUGCACUUUGACAAGCGUGAAUUUGUGGAAGUAGUAUGGUGGUGAAACUUGUGCUGCAUGAAAAGAUGACCAGUUUUCAGAGACCCAAAAGCUGCAUUGCUUUCUGUAACUUGAAGUGACAUGAAGACUCAAAAUUUGUUGGGUACUUUGAUUUGACAGGUAGCUGUGGUUGCUCUUGAUGACACAGUAAAUCAACAAUCAGAAAAAAAAAAAAAAAAAGAAAGACCUUGCCAGU